Galeopterus variegatus (Sunda flying lemur) is the source of this 511-nucleotide messenger RNA. RefSeq names its product apolipoprotein A-II (gene APOA2). Bases 94 to 396 code for a protein of 100 amino acids. NCBI's taxonomy places the organism in Eukaryota, Metazoa, Chordata, Mammalia, Dermoptera, Cynocephalidae. Gene Ontology annotation, molecular function: high-density lipoprotein particle receptor binding; apolipoprotein receptor binding; cholesterol binding. The record is from RefSeq and is a predicted model, not a curated record. Gene Ontology annotation, biological process: low-density lipoprotein particle remodeling; cholesterol transport; high-density lipoprotein particle remodeling. The transcript has 4 exons. Gene Ontology annotation, cellular component: chylomicron; spherical high-density lipoprotein particle; blood microparticle.
UUUGGUGGCUCCUUAGUCUUCAGCAGAAGACGCUAAAUCGCCCAGCUUCUCCAAGGUCGGGAAAAACCUGCCAUCUUUCCCACUGUUGCCACCAUGAAGCUGCUUGCAAUGACCAUGCUGCUCCUUACCAUCUGUAGCCUUGAAGGAGCUUUGGUUCGGAGACAGGCGGAGGAGCCGAGUCUGCAGAGCCUCUUCUCUCAGUACUUUCAGACUGUGACCGAUUAUGGCAAGGACCUGGUGGACAAGGCCAAGAGCACAGAGCUUCAGGCCCAGGCCAAGACUUACUUUGAAAAGAUGCAGGAGCAGCUGACACCUAUAGUCAAGAAGUUUGGAACUGAUCUGAUUAACUUCGUGAGCCAUUUCACGGACCACAAAACACAGCCUGCCACCCAGUGAGGUGUCCAAACAAUUGUCUUCCAACCUCAACUGGACCCUAGAACACCCACUAGCCAGGCCUAGAGCCCCUCUCCCUACCUAUCCCAUUUUCUACAAUAAAUGCUGAAGGAAUCAA